AUGUCCACAAGCAAGCUAUCAUCACUAUCUAACCAUGGUACUACCGUCUCCUUAAAUGCCAACAGAGGAUCUACGCCAGUUGGCAAACUCUUAUUCCUUCUCACCAGCUUCGUCAGACUAGCCCACUCACUCCCGGUCCACAUCAGCAGUGCCUCUUCAAAGCACGAAGUAGCCAAGUCUGUUCAAACCCCUGAACAGUUUUAUGUCAACUUAUUCACUUCCGCAUUCCUUGUUUUGGCUGGGGGUGUGUUUGCCGGUUUGACUUUGGGAUUAAUGGGGCAAGAUGAAGUUUAUUUGAAGGUUAUCUCGUCUAGUGGCGAGCCAAGCGAACAGAAACAUGCAAGAAAAGUCUUGCGAUUAUUGGGAAGAGGUAAGCACUGGGUCUUGGUCACUUUAUUGCUAUCCAACGUUAUAACAAACGAGACUUUACCUAUUGUCUUGGAUCGUUGUCUUGGAGGUGGAUGGCCUGCUGUGGUUACAUCUACAGUCUCGAUUGUCAUUUUCGGUGAAAUCAUUCCUCAAUCAAUUUGUGUUCGAUAUGGUUUACAAGUGGGUGCAUUAUUUUCUCCCUUUGUCUUGUGUUUGAUGUAUCUUAUGUAUCCAGUUGCAUAUCCUUGCGCUUUAUUAUUGGACCAUAUCUUGGGUGAGGAUCACGGAACUGUUUACAAGAAAUCAGGUUUGAAAACUUUGGUCACCUUGCACAAGACUAUGGGUGUUGAACGAUUGAAUCAAGAUGAAGUGACAAUUAUUAGUGCUGUUUUGGAUUUGAAGGAGAAAUCUGUCAGCAGCAUCAUGACACCAAUGGAUAGAGUAUACACCAUGAGUGCUGAUACUAUCUUGGACGAGAAGACAGUUGAAGAGAUCUUCAAUGCUGGAUUUUCACGUAUCCCAAUCCAUUUACCAGGAGAACCGGAUAAUUUCGUUGGUAUGUUUUUGGUUCGUGUUUUGAUUAGUUACGAUCCAGAAGAUGCAUUGCCUGUAGCUUCCUUCCCAUUGGCCACAUUACCAGAAACCGGGGUUGACACAUCAUGCUUGAACAUCUUGAACUACUUCCAAGAAGGUAAAUCCCACAUGAUUAUCAUUAGUGAAACUCCCGGUGAGCCUACUGGAGCCAUUGGUGUUUUGACAUUAGAGGAUGUCAUAGAGGAAUUGAUUGGAGAAGAAAUUGUUGAUGAAUCGGAUGUUUACAUUGAUAUCAACAAAAACAUCAAAAGAACACAACCUGGUCCGUUGUCCAAAAGACAUCUUACCUCCUAUUUGCACAAUUUGUAUCAAAGAAGUGCUACUGCUUCAAAAAGAAACUCGUUAGAUUCACAAGACCCGCCACCAGAUUUACGAUCGAGAUUGGAAAGACAAGGUAGUCAAGCCACUGUUAUUGAUUCCACACCAAAUAAUAGAGCUGGAAAGAAGCACACUCAAGAGAGAACUAGUAUGGAAGUGGGUGCUCCUUCUGGUGUUGUUGCUGGUGGUGGUGUUGCUGCUGCUGCUGCUGCUGGAGCUAAAUGGAAGAUUCAGAAUCCCGCUAUGGAUCCAUUACUGACAAACAGGUCGUUUGUUACUAUCAAAAAGCCGGAUCAAGGAAGAAUCGAAUCGAUGGCAAAAGCAGCAUCCCCGGCGCCUCUUGUAGGCCAAGUACACCGAACUGAAACAGGAGCGCUAAAAGAGGCAGAAAGACGAGAAACUGCUAAGGAAAAGAAAGAGAGAAAGAUGUCUAAUGGUUCUUCUAGGUUUUUGUUGCCCAAUGAAAGAGAAGCUGAUGUAUCGGAUGGUACUGCUGCUGUCAAUAUCCCUAUACCGAAUGGGUCAAGAGCAAAUGGAGAUGUUACCAUGGAGCUCCAGGAAUCUCGAUCCUAUAGAACUGGUGGAAUUACUGAGCUGGUGGUCAAUGUUGAUGGCCUCAGUAAGACCAUCAUCAACGAUGAAGGUAAUGAAGAAAGCGUUUCUUUAUUAAAUGGAAGUGUGUAG
Molecule: messenger RNA, 1965 nt
Organism: Lodderomyces theae
Lineage: Eukaryota; Fungi; Ascomycota; Pichiomycetes; Serinales; Debaryomycetaceae
Exons: 1
Coding region: 1-1965 (654 amino acids)
Biological process (GO): magnesium ion homeostasis
Cellular component (GO): intracellular membrane-bounded organelle
Source: RefSeq, a predicted model, not a curated record